This is a messenger RNA of Dryobates pubescens (Downy woodpecker), 813 nucleotides long. RefSeq names its product mitochondrial ribosomal protein S11 (gene MRPS11). Bases 16 to 579 code for a protein of 187 amino acids. Gene Ontology annotation, biological process: ribosomal small subunit assembly; translation; maturation of SSU-rRNA from tricistronic rRNA transcript (SSU-rRNA, 5.8S rRNA, LSU-rRNA). The record is from RefSeq and is a predicted model, not a curated record. Lineage: Eukaryota; Metazoa; Chordata; Aves; Piciformes; Picidae. Gene Ontology annotation, cellular component: ribosome; mitochondrial small ribosomal subunit. Gene Ontology annotation, molecular function: small ribosomal subunit rRNA binding; structural constituent of ribosome; mRNA 5'-UTR binding. The transcript has 6 exons.
CGAGCGGCCGCGGCCAUGAGCGCGGCGCUGGCGGUCGCCUGGCAACGGCUGCUCGGAGCGGCCCGGGGGAGCUGCGCUGCUACCCUCUGCCGCGGCUUACACACCGGCCCGAGCAGGCUGCAGGAGCUCACGGGAGCGGCGGCGGCCGCUCAGGAGGCCGAGAAGCAGAGCGUGACCGAGCUGAGCCCUUUGAUCCUGCAGAGGAGCUCCAUGAGGUGGGAUGGAAAGGUCUAUGAAGAGAUCCCAAUAGCUCACAUCAAAGCUACCUACAACAACACCCACAUCCAGGUGGUCAGCUUUGACAACAGGCCCUUUGCCCGCACCUCCUGUGGCACAGAAGGCUUCCAGAAUGCCAAGAAGGGCACUGCCAUCGCGGCACAGACCGCGGCCAUCGCGGCAGCAACGAAAGCACGUGGGAAGGGUGUGCUGCACGUGCGAGUCGUGGUGAAAGGACUGGGACCGGGGCGCAAGGCUGCCAUCAAGGGUUUGACCAUGGGGGGUCUGGAGGUCAUCUCCAUCACUGACAACACCCCGGUGCCACACAACGGCUGCCGCCCGCGGAAGGCCAGGCGGAUGUGAGCGGGGAGGGGAAGCGACACUCAGCUUCCACCAGCAGCUCCUGCCACAGGGACUGGGCUGAACCUCACUCCUGGGAGGGAUUCUGCAAAGCCACCCUCCCUGAAAGCAGCUGUUGAGGGCAGCUUGACAAGACAGAUGAUCCUGGGCCUUAAAGGCCGGGUAGGUGAACUGCCUUCGUGGGAAGCCUCUUCUGUACCAAGGCUGCUGAUUAAAAUGUUGGUCUUUUGAGAGCCA